AUGAUAUAUAUAUAUACGUAUGUUUUUUUUAUUAUUACCGCAUUCCAAUAUGAUAUGUAUGAAAUAUUUUUUAAUGUCAAUUCCAAUUUAAUUACUAAUGCAAUAUAUAAGAUGAGCAAUUACUGGGCUACUAUUGACAACUAUGUAUUACUGGUAACCUCAAUCAUAAUAUUACUAUUAUACAAUAAUACAUAUAUACUAUAUAACAAUAAAAAUACCCUGAUACUAUUUAUAUAUAUGUUUAUAAUUCUAUACAGUGUGUACAUUAAUACUAAAAUCUAUUACUUUAAUAAUACAACAUUUAAUCCGCUACUUACGCAUUUUUUGGUUAUAGUACACCCACCUAUAUUAAUAACAAUUACAUUCCUAAUAAAAAACAGUAUAUUUAAAUAUAUAAGUAUUAAUAAACUAAUACUUAUACUUGGUAUUAGUAUAUUGUUAGGAAGUUACUGGGCCAAUUCUCUUUUUGGAUGGGGUGGAUGGUGGUCGUGGGACCCAAUAGAAAACAUUGCUCUUGUCAAUUGGAUAAUUUUUUUGUUGUAUAUACACAAAUACAAUAAAAAAAUUAUCGGUUCGAUAUUAAUACUCGAUUUUUUUUUAUUAUUAGUAAUUAAAUGUAAUAACCUACAGAGUAUACAUGUAUUUAAAAUAGUUAAUUUAAAUUUACAAAAUUAUUUUAUAAUAAUGUAUACCUUAUACGUAUUAUUUUCUUACGCAUAUACGAAAAAAAAGAAUAAUAAUUACUACAUAAAUAAUAACAUAUUAAUAAAACAAAGCACACUUGUUAUUAUUUUAUAUUUACUUAAUAACACACAUAUAUACAUCAAUAUAUACGUAUAUAUUAUAUAUAUAUUCGUAAUAUUAUAUUCUUACAUAUUAAAAUACCUAAUACGCAAAAAUAAACUAAUUAAUACGUUACAACUAACUACAUUAAUAUAUGUAUACAAGGCUCUUACAUUAUUACAUACAAUAAUAAGCACCAUAAUUAUUUUUUUUUACAUCGUAAAAAAAAAAAAUAAUAUAUACAAUGUACACAUUUAUAUAUUAUUAAUAGCAUACUUACUAUUGAAUAUAAAUAACAACAUAAUAAAUAUUGUUUAUGAAAAUUAUGCGUUAUAUAUUAGUAAUAACACAACAGGCGAAAUUAAUUUAAUAGAUAUAAAUAUAAAUUAUAUAGAAUAUAUAGUAAAAGAAAUAAAUACUGAAUUUUUCACUACACAAUAUUAUAAUAUAUACAGUAUAUUCGAAAAAAUAGAAACUAACAUAUAUAAUAAUAUAAUAACAAACACAUUUAUAAAUAUAAAGAAUAAUAUAAUACAAGUAUACAAAAUGUAUUAUAUUAUAAUCUUAUUCACGGUAACCCUUUUACUAUUUAUACACAUAAACUAG
Molecule: messenger RNA, 1389 nt
Organism: Naegleria fowleri
Lineage: Eukaryota; Heterolobosea; Eutetramitea; Acrasida; Naegleriidae
Source: the annotation of a RefSeq genome assembly